GUGACGUCACGACGCCUUCACCCUCAGCGUCUCCCCCCCCCCAACCCCACCGAUAAAAUCUAUUUAAACAUUACGUUCGAUUGUGUGUAUAGCUUCGUAAUAUAAUUUUUUAAUCUGUUUUUUAAAUAAAACGGAGUAAAUAACGACGAGCUAUUUGCCCCAUGAAUGGGCAUAACGCGUUAAGUCUAUCGAGGUUAAGUUGGAUUUCGGCGCGCACCCCCCCCCUGGACUACGGGCCCUGCGGGGCGAGGCGCGUCCCGAGCCCGGCAGCCCGGUCAGGCGAGGUCGGGGAUUCGGCCUUCGAUCUUCGGACUCGGGAGAGUGACGGGAUGAAUGUCGGAGGCAGACCCAGCAGUCAGGAUGGAGAAGGAGCAUCCUGGCUCUCCCAGCAGCAGCAGCGAAGGCAGCAACAGCAGCAGCAACAGCGGUGUGUGCUGGAGAAAUUUCGAACUCGGACCGCGUAUCGUUGCGCCGACCACUCCAAACUUCUUCUGGUCGGCCUGAGUGAGCUGCGUCGCAACAACAGCCUCUACGACAUCACUCUGCGUGCAGAAGGUCGGAAGAUUUGUGCCCAUCGAGUCGUCCUGGCUGCGUCAUGCGAUUACUUCAGGGGCAUGUUCGCACGGGGCCUGCGUGAGGCACAGCAGGACGAGGUGGAGAUCCACGGCGUGACGUACGUUGCUCUGGAGCGGCUCGUUGCCUACAUCUACACAGCUGAGCUUGAGGUGUCGCAAGACAACGUGCAGGACAUCCUGUCGGCCGCCGUUCUCCUGCAGAUGUCGGCAGCCAUUGACUGUUGCUGCGACUUCCUCGUGUCGCGGGUGGAGGCGGAGAGCGUGCCGGAUCUGUACAUGCUGGCUGAGGCUUACGGCCUCACGGACCUGGCGGACAAGCUCGAUGCGCACCUGCUCUCCAGCUUCCCGGCAUUCUGCCAGACCGAAGCCUACCGCCGCCUGCGUGUCGACAAAGUGCAGUUCUUGCUGAGCAGCGACAGCCUGAAGGUUGCAGCUGAGACUGAUGUGUACGAGGCGGCUCUUUUAUACCAUCGUGGGAAGACCUCUGGCUCAAAGGAGGAACAAGAGGAGGACCUGAAGCUUCUGUCCAACCCGCCCAAGGUGCUCGAGUGUGUACGCUACGAGUUACUCAGCCCACGCACUGUUCAGGACCUCUAUGGACGUCUGAACCCAUGCCCGCUCAAAGAGAUCCUCGCUGAUGCCAUGGCCUACCAUGCCAACGUCAUGCUGCAGCCGGUGCUGCAGACGGCACGCACACGCCUUCGCUCCAAGCACCACUGUGUCGUGGGCUUCGGUGGCAUGUUCUCAUCCGACGACAACGACCUGAGCGAUGAGUCGCACUUCCUCAACCCGAGCACAGGCCGUUGGGAGGUGCUCACCAGGGGUGGCGGCGGCGGCAGCGGCGUUGGUGGAGGAGCGCCUCCCCGCAUGUCCAACCAAGGCAUCGCUGUCGUCAACAACUUCCUUUUCCUCAUCGGCGGAGACAACAACUCGCAUGGCUUCAGGGCGGUGGCGGACUGCUGGAGGUACGACCCACGGCACAACAAGUGGAUGGUGAUAGCGGCGCUCCAGCGGGCACACGCCGACCACUGCGUGUGCGCCGUGGGACUCUACAUCUACGCGAUUGGUGGGCGUGACUACGUGGAGGAGCUGCACUCGGUGGAGCGCUACAGCCUAGAGACCAACACGUGGGAUGCUGCCGCCCCGCUACCCAAGGAGAUGUACGCCCACGCUGGCACCUCGUGCGGGGGCAAGGUGUACGUGGCGUGCGGCAUCCGCGCGGACACGUACCUGAGCACGGUGUACUGCUACGAGCCCGCCGGGGACGCAUGGCGGGAGCUGCCGCCAGCGCCCGUGGAGCGUGCCUGGCACUGCGCCGCGGCGCUGGCCAACCAAGUCUACCUCAUUGGCGGCAGCAACCGCCUGCACGGCUACCGCCGCGACGUCCUGCAGGUCAAUGUGCUACAGACCGACACAGAGCAAUGGACAUCCGUGGCACACCUGCCAGCCGGACACGGUGAGCCCGGCAUCGCCGUUGUGCCGGCGUCGGACGGGCCAGCCACGGAGGGAGAGAUUUACAUCGUAGGCGGCCGCUCGCAUGACCGGCACGCGCGCACAUCCUGCGUUCAUGUGUACGACGCCGCCACCAACUCAUGGUCGUCAGGGCCCAAGCUGGAAGACGAAAUCUCGGGUAUGGCGUGCGCCGCCCUCACGCUGCCCGUGGCGGUGCUGGCGCGCCCGUACCUGCGCGGUCCCCGCCGGCCGACAGGCCCGCCAGGCCGGGGUGCGGCCGCACGCCACGGCCGCCCCUUCCACCCGGCCCACUGGGAGCAGCGGCACAGGUGGUCGGACAGCGACAGCGAGCUGAGUGCUGCCGAGGAUUGAGGCCAAGUGGAAGUGCGGCGAGCGGUUAUGAACACGGCGACGGCUACCAUCGCUGUAUUUGCCAGCUCGUUACGGUGUAGCCGUGUAGUUUGAGUUGGGUGUUCAAGGUCCAAGGCCGUCUUACCUGGGCAGAGUAAGCAAUGUGAGUUCGCUGCUUCGGACCAGGGUGGAGUGGCCACUAGGCGGUCGGGGUGAACUCCGGUUAAAUUCAUACCAUUUUACCCCAUGCCGCACGCUGGCCUGUUACAUGCACUGCACCGACUGCUAUUGUUUCAGAAGGCGACUGCAUGACAUUGGCUGAGUGCAUCUCUGCUUGCGGUGGGACAGAGCUGUGUAUUUUGGGUUCGGGUGGACUUAAGCAUAGGCCUAUUGCACUUUGUGGAGAGUAUUUCACUGCACACGUAAAAAAAAAAUCACCGUUACAGUGGCGCACUUAGUGGCAGAGUCACUCAGCUUCUGUUCAUGUCAUACAGUGUGCUUGACAGAAAAAUACUUGUACAUAACUGGGGUAAAUACAUUUAAAAUUGUCACUGGUUCCUCUGGGAAAAUAUUUGGUAUUAAGAAGGAAAUAAAAGGCUUAACAUAAUUUCCACACCAUAGUUACACUUUAAGAGAAGUACGGUGGACAAUACGCACUGUAUGAGUCAUUAAAAUCUCUCUAAGCCAUAGUCUAAUAAAAUCCAAAGCCAUACUUUUAAUCAAAUAUGGAUAAAACUAACGGGUGGAGGUUAACUCAUGCACUGCCAUUCCAGUCACAUGGCUAUGUCUGCUAUUAGUCAUACAUGUUUUCUCAAGUUAAAGAGGAACAGUCUUGUUGAAAUGAGAGCUGUUUUGUUAGAAAAGGCAAAAAAUACACUGCAGUCAGCUCUUUUUAUUAAUGGUUUGGGGAGUUCAAAUUUAGUUUUUCAAUAAUAUCUAUGCACGACUUUCACAUAAUAGGGUUUUUCUCCUUUUUUCUGGUAACAAAACUGAAACCUUUUUACAUUUAAUCAUGUCUGCAUUAAGCACAAUACUUGUGGUCAAAAUGCAAACAAAAAACACACUCUGAUAAUAUAUGCAUUGUCCUUGAAACUGAUUGGUCCACACCAGAGACGGCUUUCGUUUGAGCCUCGUCUCAAUUGGUGCUAGACCAGAGGACGCCAAAAGGCGUACAGCUCAAAGACAAUGCACUAUCAAAGUAAUGAGGGCUCGGGGUAAGCAUCUACAUCAUUAGACCUCCUUUGCCAGUACCAAAAUAUAAUAACAACUUUCACAUGUUGCAUUACUUGCUCGUGGUACCACAUUUUGGCACCUUAUUCCCCCAGCUUUGAAAGGUCAUGCUGCAAGCUGAGUGCCAUUUGCACGUCUCACUCCUGAGAAUUUCUCAAACUGAAUCGGUCUGCUAAAAACAUGAGAAAAAAGUUUGGCUACCUUUCCAAGACUGCACCACUCGGCAAGUGGGUGCCUGGUCUUGCCGUUCAAUUAAAGGAAUUUGAAUGCUUGGUAAACGGAUUUGACAACAUUAUUUUAUUGGAUUCCUGCAUCUGAUAAGAACACUAGAAGGCAUGGCACGAAGGCAAGGUAAACUUUGUUUACCGAUAAUUGAUAUUUUCUGACUGAAGCAAGUAAUAUUUUUUUUAUAUAUAGAACAUUCAACAAGUUGUCGUUAUUUUCCAUGAUCUCUCCACUGCUGGAUGAAUGCCUCCCAACGCAGAUGCCAUCCAUUAUGGUCCUGUAAUGUAACAAUCCAUAUCCCUGCUGCACGAGCUGAGCACAUUGCCCUCUUUCCGUGAUGGCUGUCCUCUCGGGCGCAUUACCCCCUUUGGCUGCCGUUCUGUCGUCAGAAUGGCAGCUAUGGGCCAUCAUGCCAAGACCACUUUCCUUAAUAGAUAUCAUUCAGUCUCUGAUCAACGUGUUUCUGUCUUUUUCAUUUAUAUAUGGCUAUCCGUAAAAAUAUAUUGCUAUAAAUUUAUUUUACCAACUAUGUUAGGAGCCUCCACACAAAGCGCGAUUCGGCCAGAAACGGACACUGAUACUGCCAGCUGUGGCGCUGUUCAACAACUCGGAGAGGCAAGAACCGAUGCGAGUGCCAUGUGGGCUUGCGGAACAUCGGAGCCCGAAGACAGCUGUUGGUAGCUGUGACUGCAGGUAGGGUGGCGCUGUCCUGCAGCCCCAAGGAAAGGGGUGCGGCGGGGACUGCUAGGUGAAGCGUGUGGGCGGUGCGCGUAGCGGCAGGGGAUACACAGCCUCCGCAGACGUCUGCUGUUGUGCCCCCGAAGAAUGUACAUCGUCAUCGCUGGGUGCUGCCAGCAUUCGUUGGCUGAACUGAAGAGUCAUCGUUGCAAAACAAACAAAAAACCCUUUUUCUAUUCACUGCCACACAAGUGUGUGAUUAAUUUGAACACAUUUUGUGGAGCAGAUAUAUGCCACUGGAAUGUGAUCGUUAUCGUUACGCACAUCACCAUUAGUCAUACCUGCGGUGGGAAUUUUCCUGAAAGGUCGGUUAUGUUGCCUUGAGUUUGUAUGUGCGGAGACAGCAGGUAUUUAUGGUAAUUGGAAUUUAGUGACUGGACCAGCAGAGCAAAAACAAACACCUGUAAAUGUAUAAGAUUCUACGUUGGCUGCUUUGAUCCACAAUAAUGUCACAAACACCGUAGCAAGCAUUUGUAAUGUGGAGAAGAAAAUAAAAUAAUGCUUAUGCAGUCUAAACACGUGUCAGGUAUAGCUUUCCUGUGAAUGAAGAUGCUUUAAAUCACCCUUCCCGCACCUCCAAAAAGCACGGUUGGCUACACACGGUGCGAAAGAAUUUCGACAUACCCUUUACUCUAAACAAACGGCUGUCUCGCCUGUUUAUCCUCGCAGGUAUCUCGCACGGGUACACCGACAGAGCAGGGGGUGGUUAAGCCCUGUAGUUCAUCUGCUGGUAUUGAUGUCUACCACAUGCCGUGCGUCGUUCGGUGUGAGUCGGUCACUGCGUCAGAAGCACGUUGUCGAUGGUGAUGUCAAUUUAAGCCAGCGUGCAGCAGUCAUUUAAUCCACAUUCAAUGUAUGGCCAAAAAGUUCAAAGCGGAAAGCAAUAAAUAACAGAGUACUUCACCACUAACUGUUCCCUCGACGUGAAGUUUUUAUUCUUCACUUCCGUGUGCGCAAUGUGCGUGUGUGUAUGUGCUCGAGUGUGAUAUGCCACCGUUUUCCAAAUGCCAGUUCUCAUAACCCCCCAUUAUACACCUGCACAUAAUUUCCAAUAUUUUCCAUCCUUAUGCAAAUCAAAACUGGUGGACCGGUUGUGAAUGUACAUGUGCUGCCGUGUUUGUCAAGGAUGAGGGCGACCCCCCCCCCCCCCCCCCCACACUGUAUGGGUCAUCGGGGUUUUUUGACCGUACUUCCCCACCUUGGUGAAUGCAGGGAAGACAAACAUUGGAGGAUCGUAAAGGAUUCUAGAUUUGAAGCUUUCGUGACUGCAAGGAUUCAUAUUUUUAGGUUUUUUCGGUAAAGUCACGUAGGUAAAACAUUAAAAUUAAUAAAAGUAAAAUAAAAUAAAAAUGAUACAGCUGUCGUGGCUGUGACGGUUCCACCUGAAGACGGAAGCUUUUGUUGCCUCCGAAACGUCGUGAUUUUUAUUUUAUUUUACUUUCAUUAAUUUUAAUGUUUUACCUACGUGACUUUACCGAAGAAAAAACCUAAGAAUAUGAUCGUAAAGGACGUUGCUGCACUGUGCUCUGCUAUUCUCACAGGAUAGUCCAGCAGCAGUCGAUAGUACCUGUUACGCUUGGUAGUUGGCUAAGUAUCAUCUCGGCUUUGCUUUGCUUAGCUUCGGAGAUCUGACGACUUUGAGUGCAUUCCAGGUGAUUUGGUCAUAGGCUUGUGGUAGUAAUUAUCCGGCAGUAAUAUUCACAGCUGUAUCAUGGCAGGUCACGAGGACUGGGGUUUGAGAAAUACUUGUUUUAGUAUAACUUCUCACCAUUUUCUUACUGUGGUUUUAAAUGCUUUUUCGUAACAUCAUCAUUUUUUUUUAGGCUUCCAUUGUACAAAGUAACAGAACCUGUAUUUACAGGUGUUUGGGGCAUUUUACUACAGCACCGCAGCAUCACAGCCAUGGUUUGGUAAAACACUUGGGUCAAUGUAAGAUGAAGUUGAUAUGGUUAGGAAGCCGCUAAACUGCAUGAGCUGCAUGUUUCAUUACCUUCGACCGCGGCACAGGAGAAUACCUAGCUGUGGAGCUCAAUAAAUAAUAUAAGAACGAUCAGUAGUUCCCAACUGUUGUCUGCAGACCAGUAUGCAUGGAAAGGCGAUCCACGGAAUUAAUGCAGAUAAUACAAAUCUACGGUCAUAUAUAAUUGACGUUUCAGACAGCGACCUUACAUCAUAGCACAUUGCCCAUACUUUUCCUUUUAAGGUCACAAUGUUAUUGACGAAUGUGUUUAUUGUUGUGUUAUUUGUGCUUGUGCACUACUACCAGCAUAGCAAUAUCACCAAAUAUUUUUGUUUGCAGAUUAAAAAAAUUCUUCCACAAACACCAUGGCUUUUACUGCAUGGUGGUUGGCAAAAGAUCUUGAUGGUGGACUGUUCUGUGUGUCCAUAACAGUUGGGAGCUGCUAAAAUAUAUUACCUUACACAAUUGGUUUGUUAAAUGUGUUUUAGUUACAUAAUUUCGUCAGUCCACUGCUGGAUAUGAAAGCCUUCCCAUGCCAUGCUGGUCAAGGGGUUUGUUUGACGAUAUUUCACGUUGGUCAGUGCAAGCUGAAUGUCGGGAGGCUCAGGACCGGUUUGAGUAUCACUCGCUCCUGAUGUUAGCUGUGGCUGGAAAUUUAAUUCAGUUUGCUAUGUACCAUUGUGCCCCCACUGCACCCAUUGUGUUAUUUAAAGUUAUCAAAUAGCAUGUAUACUGUGCCUUUCAUGUUUGAGCCAAAAUACUCGUCUUUAAACCCUAUUGACAAACAUUAUUGCAAAUGUUUCUUUAAAAAAAAAAAAUUGGAAUGCAUUUUUUUCAGCAGUUUCUUUUUGUACAAGAUAUGCUUCCAAAAUAAGUACAAUUGAAAAACAAGGAAAUGAUUUCCUACGAAUAGGAAGAACUGCAGAGUGAAACGUUGACUCUUUUUUUUUCUUCUCACGAAAAAAUAUUUCCCCUUUUCAAUAAUUUGUUAACCAAAGUAGCAACAUCCUACAGUAGUAGAUGGGUGGUGACGUAGCGUAGUGGUAGCACGUUCGCCCUGCUGCUGUUCAGGGUUCGAAGCCCAGCGACCGCCCUGGUUAUUACCGCAGUUGUAUUUACCAUAAAUCAUGAAAAUAUGGACGUUUAAAGAUCAUGUGAUGCCAUUCGCAAGAGUAGGGCAGUGUGUCCCGGUCCAGAUUUGAGAAGAAGAAAAAAAAAUUCGCACAAAUUACUCAACUGGGAUUAUAUGAAGCAUUCAUCGUCCAUGUCUGCACAACCAUGCAUAGGGUGAUUUUUAAAAAGUCCUUACAGUUUUGGUGCCAUUUAACUUGUAAGCAAAUGCAUGUAAUGAACAUACAUUUUCAAUCCGUUCAAAAAUGUUAUGUUUUUGACGGGAUUGUUUUUGUUUGGUCAGGUGGUGGCACUGUUAUAAGUUUAUUCUUAGAAGGUGUCUGGGCCUACAGAAAGCUGUUUAUGUUCAAAACUUAAAUCGGUGGCCAGUGGUCUAGGGCCUAUGAAGGUUUGGCAGCAUAUGUGAAGGCAUGAGUACAGAUGUUUAAAGCAAAUAGGUUGUGUUUAUAAUGCUAAGCAUUCUGUUGCAAAACAUUUGAAAGAGCAUGAAAUUGAAGUGUAGAGGUAGGAAAUUACGAGUGUAAAAACAGUUACUAUCUGACUUAUUUUUACAACUUGAGGAAUAUGUCAAAUUUGUAAAAUGUGUCGUGAAGAUAUACAUUAUUUUAAAACCCUGUCGGGACUUUGUUUUCUAUUCAUAGUGAAACACGUUUUUGGGCCACAUAAAAGUGGCUGCCGGUCAGGAUAGCUGCAUCCGGGCCUGCUGAUGGAACCCACAGGCUGGAAACAAAGGAUAAAUUCCUUCUUUUCAAAGAAGCCUUGUUUAUGUACGUGCCACAACCAUACACUGCAUCUAUGUUGGAAAACCAUCAGGGUCAAGCUUUGCAGUGUUGGCUAACCAUGCUGUGUUUGGAACCUUAGCCAGACUUGGUUACGCAUGAGCCGUUGCAUUUGGUAAGCAUAAUGAUCCAAUUUAAGAUACUGUGCAUCCUGCAGUUUAUAUAUCGGGGUGCUGACGUGUUCGCAGUAAAUGCUUCUUGGAUAUUGAGUCGACAUGGAAUGAUUAAUAAAAAUUCAUUCUGAUUGUCAGGAUGCUUGCAUACAAUCUUAAACUCACGAAACAUUAAUUGUAUAAGAAAUUCCAAUGUAUGCAGAUUAUAUGCUAAUGCUGCAUUUAAGCUUUUGGAGUGAACGAAACUCGAUCAACGAAGCAAAUUACAAAUAUGACCAAAUAGACCGUGAAAUAUAAAUGAAUGAGUCAUGACAAUUCAUGAAUGGCAGGCAAUGUGAAUCAUUACCAGCCUGACAGUGAAGACUGGGCAGUAGCAACUCCGGUUGCAGCCGACAUUCAUGAGCACUUCACAAAAUGAAACUGGCAUGCUUGACUGGGCAAGUUGUCAUGCGUGAUGUACAGGAACUGCAUGGAAUCGGCUCCAACGACAUUUCCCGAGAUGCUGUGAAAUGCAAAGGCAUGACUGUCAGGAUUCUAUAAUCACACGGGGCGUACAUGUACAGUUUCUUUGUCAAUCCACUGCUGGAUGAGGGCCUCCCCACUGCAAGUUGUGGGUGCUAUUUACCCAUCCUCCACUACGUUGGUCAGUGGGUUGAUGUAGGCGAAAAGAAUACAGACACAGGAGCAUGAAAGUACAAUGAUUAAUUUUCUGAACGUCCCUCUGCUGCCCACCACAAUGUCACAUCCCAUAAAUGGUUUGCACGGUGGUUGUCCAUCCAAGUACUACCCAGGCUCAUCCUUGCUUAGCUUUUGAGAGCGUGUAUUCUUUGUGAUUUUGUCAUUCGUUUCACAUAGCAUCUACAUAUAUAUUAUGAAUGGAAGUAUACUGGCAUUGUUGUAAUGGUGGUACUUCUGCAUUAAUUCGGCCGCUUGACACUGGUUAGCUUGCUCUACUCGUCAACAGUAUAUUGUGAGCUGAAAUCGCAGUCAAGGGCCGACCUUGCUUACCAUCACUCUUGGGUCAAUAAAACAAGAACUGUAUGACUUUGUGAAAACAUGACAGUGCUGUAUCAAUUACUACUUAGUCCCUGCGAUGGAAAUCUGGAAUUUCCACAAGCUCAGGACGAGUAAAAGAGACGAGUGUGACCCAAUUUAUGGUCUGAGCAAGGACACCAUUUGAUGUAUCCUUAACACAGCAAAUUAUGUAUUGCAUGUAAAGUCAACAUUACAAGAGUUUAACUACCGUUGAAAUAUUUGUAAACAUGUAAUUUAUGUUGUUAAUCUACUGCGGGGAGGCCUCAUGCUGUGUCAAUGGUGGGGGGUAGAUCAUACUUAACCACUGGUCCGUGCGGGUUGAAAAGAGGGCCCAGAACUGGGUCAGAUCUCACUCCCCAUCGAUGUUAACUCUGGCUGGUGAUCAAACUCUUCUGGCUGGGUUCACAGCGCAAGUGUGCUAACCACCGCACCACCACUCCACCUAAUUUGUUUUGUCUUUACAUAUAUAAAUAUAAAAAUCAACAGACGCUUUGCUUGUUUUCCAAAAUGACGGAGCGGUUCUGCAUAGGUAAGAAUCGCCUUCACACCCACCCGUACAGGUGUGGCAUUUUAACUUGCGCGUAGUUUCUGUGUUGCGCAAUGACCCAAACAGCCACUUUCUGGGAAACCCAACCCUCAGGGUUCCGGAUGUAAUGGCCAAAUAAAGUUUGCAAGUUUCAGACGUGUGUACCCAGUGAGUUGCGUGUGAAUGACCAAUUUCUCCACCUGUACACGGGCAACACGCUUCAUUUGUAAACAUUUUAGUUAUCUUAUCCCCGAAUUAACUUCGCCUUUCUCUUGACCACUGUCUCAGUGUGUCCGUGCGCCCUUGUUGUUUUGAAUUGCUGCCCAGCAGACAUUUUUCGUUGCGUGAUGGGAAAUUGAACAGAGUAAAUGCGUUUUGGACAGAAACGCAUGUUUGCGUAACAAUUAAAAUUACUGAUGUAUUACAUUACUUGUGCAAUUAUUAUACGUAUGCAACGAUUUCUGGUACAGUAAUCUACAAUUUUACACGUGUAUCCAUAGAGUAAGUAUAGCACUGAACAGAAUGGUGUUGUAUGGUAUAACGAUCCCUGUGGAUGACAUGGCAUGGAUAGGUCUUUAGUAGGAGUGGCCUGACAAAACAGCUGUGCAUUAUAUGCCUUGAG
This is a messenger RNA of Lethenteron reissneri (Far Eastern brook lamprey), 10737 nucleotides long. RefSeq names its product kelch like family member 22 (gene KLHL22). Gene Ontology annotation, cellular component: nucleus; Cul3-RING ubiquitin ligase complex; polar microtubule. NCBI's taxonomy places the organism in Eukaryota, Metazoa, Chordata, Hyperoartia, Petromyzontiformes, Petromyzontidae. The record is from RefSeq and is a predicted model, not a curated record. Gene Ontology annotation, molecular function: protein binding. Gene Ontology annotation, biological process: proteasome-mediated ubiquitin-dependent protein catabolic process; positive regulation of TORC1 signaling; protein monoubiquitination.